AACUCCUUCGCGCCCGGGCACAACUUUUCCACCUCCACCACACCCACUCGCACCCCCACUGUCCUCCUCCCCUUCACGUACCGCCUCCAACGCGCUGACUCGUGCUCUAAGUCUUGCCUCGCGAAAACUCUUUGGUUCAUCGGCACCUACAGUAGUUUCCGGGCAUUAUCGUACACCGUCAUCGCCCAGAAGGCAACAAAUUCUACUGAAGGCUAAUUCGGGAGCGGGCACUCCUGAAGGAGAGAAGGAUGGGAGUGGGGAAAGAGACCCUCUGGAGGACGAAUUGUUAGCAAGAUUAGAGGAGCUAGCGCAGAAGACGGAUGUGCUGACACACUGGGCGGAUGAGAUGUAUGAGUAUGUGAAGGCCGUGCCUCAGAAACCCUUACCUGAUCCUGCCAAGUUCGUGAAACGCGAAGGCGAGGGUGAAAAGCACGCACAGCGACGGAGGAAUGCGGACCAAGAGGCCGAGAUGAGCGCCAUGACGUGCGUUGCGGUGUACAUGCUGCUCAUGUCUUUCUCGCAAAAGGGCAUUGACAGAUUAAGGAAUCACCAAGAGCACAUGCGGAUGCGUCACCCCGAUGGCGAGUUUGUUGUGAGCGAAGGGUUUGAUGACGCUUUGACGUGGUUUAAGGAUCACUUCAUCAAAUGUAAUGAUCGUGCAGCGCUUGUGAAAACGUGGUUGCCAGCACAGUAUGAUGGCCCCAAGACUUGGUUAGAUCAAUUAGUAUACGACCGUGCACUGAUGCUUAGUCGUACCGCUGCAAGGAAGGAGUUGCUCGACCAAGCAACGCGUCCAGACGAAUGCGAGAAACUGUACGAAGAAUCCUUGUGGUGUCUUUAUGCCUUGCAAGACGAUCUGCAAGCUGGGAAUCCAUUCAUGGAAGAGGAUCGCAAUACCAUUUCCACCUGGAUAACGAGGACGAAACUGCGUCUUGUACGCUGUCGCGCUCGAAUGGGCAUGACGGACCGGGACAGAAUCAAGGAUGCCAUGGCGGACCAGAACCUUGUCGAUGCCAGGUACCCACCGCCAUGGGAACCUCAGGCGGUUGAACAGGUGCAACAACAGCAACAGCAAACGCAGCUGCAACAACAACAAUCAUGACAACAAGCGGGUUUUGAUUGUCGUAUUCUUCUCCAAUUCUCUUCUUUUUUUCUUUCUUCUUUUCUUUUCUGAGGUGUAUAUUUCGACGCAUAUUAUGUUAUCUAUUAUUGUAGAUGAACUGCUCUCUGCUCUGGACUACAGUAGAUAUAUUCUUUUUUACAUUUCUCGUCACCAAGGUCUUGCGUUAGCUGUACUCUGAAUUGAUCCAAUGUGUAUCUUAACAAUUUCAUUUCUUCGAACUGGUGACCAGGUUCUAUCAUAGUGUGGCCUGGGAAAGACACAGUAGGAGGUUGUUCGUCAAAGUGCAAAGGUGCCAAAUUAGAUUUGCAUAUACUUCUGACAACUCUGAUAGAGAUGCCCCCAUUUUCCAUCGUUUCUUUCUUUGAUCCUUUCCCAGCCCUUCUCUGGGCCCGACUUUAUGAACCAUAUGAGCAAAGAGCACAGUGCAAAGUCUGCAUAUGUUGGCGUAGUCGAACCAAACAUCCACUCCUGACCAUGAGGACGCCCAUCAAUGUAUUCAGAUAGACUGUCCAACCCUCCGUACAGGUUGGCCCACAUAGCGUCGGCCUUUUCGGGGGGAAACAUCUCUUCCACGCCAACCCCCAAAAUCCUCUUCCUACUGUUUACAAAAUAUUCCUUAUCGCGCCCCUCAAGAAUGUUUGGUGUAUGAGGCAUGGCCAUGAAAGCCAUGUUACUCCUAACGUGCUUCAUAAUAGCAUCGAUAUGUUGCAGUUGUAACUCGCGCGAUCCAUCAGGAUAAAUUGGGUUCUCCGGAUAUGUUGAUUCAAGAUAGUCAGCGAUGAGGGGGGAGUCAGAUAUAGCUUUUGGAUCGGCUCCUUCCACUUUAUCGACAAUGGCAGGGACGGUGUACAAGGGUGCCACUGUGCGAGUGGGGGGAACACCAGCAGCAGAUAAUACAUCAGUGAUGUCAGGGUACGGAACCCAUUCCGUCCGAUAAGGAAGAUUCUUAUAGUUUAAGACAAAACGUAUCUUCCAGACAUUCGGGGACCAGGCUGGUGCUGCUAGUGCAGACCGGACGUCGAAGAGAGUUAUAAGGUGUUUCGUGGCCAUUUGGAAGGUUGAUUACAGCAAGUGAACUGACAAU
Molecule: messenger RNA, 2207 nt
Organism: Serpula lacrymans var. lacrymans S7.9
Lineage: Eukaryota; Fungi; Basidiomycota; Agaricomycetes; Boletales; Serpulaceae
Exons: 7
Coding region: 347-1102 (251 amino acids)
Molecular function (GO): protein serine/threonine kinase activity
Source: RefSeq, a predicted model, not a curated record